Papilio machaon (common yellow swallowtail) is the source of this 875-nucleotide messenger RNA. RefSeq names its product myosin light chain alkali (gene Mlc1). Gene Ontology annotation, molecular function: calcium ion binding. NCBI's taxonomy places the organism in Eukaryota, Metazoa, Arthropoda, Insecta, Lepidoptera, Papilionidae. The record is from RefSeq and is a predicted model, not a curated record. The transcript has 6 exons. Gene Ontology annotation, cellular component: muscle myosin complex. The coding region runs from base 108 to 608 and encodes 166 amino acids.
GCCAUCUGAGCCAGUUAAAACAGUCAAGCGAAAAGUUCUCGAGCCCCACUUCUUGUCUGAACGUCUGCCAGUGAAGACCGGGAGGGAACCAACUAACACCACACAAAAUGAGCGACCUCAGCAAGAACGACAUCGAAAGGGCAUCCUUCGCCUUCUCCAUCUACGACUUCGAGGGUAACGGCAAGAUCGACGCAUACAAUGUCGGCGACAUCCUGAGGGCGCUCAACUCCAACCCUACUCUUGCCACCAUCGAGAAACUCGGCGGCACUAAAAAGAAGGGCGAGAAACAGCUCACGCUGGAAGAGUUCCUUCCCAUCUACAGCCAGUGCAAGAAAGACAAAGACCAGGGUUGCUACGAGGACUUCCUGGAAUGUCUGAAGCUGUACGACAAGGCUGAGAACGGUCUCAUGCUCGGCGCUGAGCUCACACACACCCUCCUUGCGUUAGGUGAGAAGUUAGAGGACAAUGAAGUAGCGGAAGUCACAAAGGAUUGCAUGGACCCCGAAGACGACGACGGCAUGAUCCCAUACGCAUGUUUUCUUCAAAGAUUGUGCAACAAACCAGUGACAGCCCCAGGCGCGGCGCCCGCCCCCGCUGCAGAGAGCUAAGCGCCGCGUCACCGCCGCACCGCCCCGUACGCACAUCUUAGAUACGGACCCUUUUUAUACGAACAUCACAUCUUAAUAUCUAUUUGUACAAUUGACCUGACUGUACAUAAUAAAGUAAGAUUAAAGAAACUACUGUAAACGCGUGUUGUACGUGUCUUUUUAAUAAACUUUUAUUAUUAUUUUAUUUAAGUAUCUACAUUUAUAACGAGAAAACACAAAAAUACCGUAAAUUAUUUUAUAAUAAACUGUUAAAAUUUCAGCCGUGUA